Messenger RNA from Cuscuta campestris, 894 nucleotides. The record is from the annotation of a GenBank genome assembly. Lineage: Eukaryota; Viridiplantae; Streptophyta; Magnoliopsida; Solanales; Convolvulaceae.
ACAGUGCAGCUUAUUAAUUAAAGGUAAUGGAAGCGAUUAAUGUAACGAUAUUAUUAUGAUAUAAAAAACCCGAAAAUUCUUAAGCAAAUCAGCAGUGCAAAAAUAAUUGGUCCACGUGGCGUUUUUGUAGCUGCCUCAGAGAUGUUGAAAUAGUAUUGCCCGGAACCACCUCCCUGCGGCGAACUAUUCGGAGGAGACGGAGGAGGCGUGGUGGGAAGCUGCGGCGGCGGAAGAUAAGCCGCCGGAGGUGAAAUGAGAGGCGGGGGCUUCGCCGUAGAGUGUGGCGGCGGAUAAAUAUUCGGUUGGGACGGAGGCGAAAUCACUGAAAUGAGAGGAGGAGGCGGCGUCGACGGCGGUGUGAGGGGGAGGUUCGGAGCUAAAGGCGGGAUGUUUUGGGCGUUAGGGGACGGCGGCUUUAUCGGGGUGAUGUACACUCCGUUCGGCCCCGGCGGUGCCGCGUAAUAAUGCGGAGAUUUCGGCGGGGAAUGCGAGUGCGGCGGCGGCGGCAGCUCGGAGGCUCCGCCUGGGGGCGGCGGGGAAUAAUGCAAGUGCGGCGGCGGUGGCUGAAGCGGUGGCGGGUCGGAGGCUCCUCCCGGGGGAGGGGUGCCGCACACUCUAGGGCAAGUUUCACAUGCACUUAUGCAAAACAAGUAGGGUUGUGUUUGGUAUUGAGGCUUGGCUCCGUGGAACAUUAUUAUGGACAAUAAAAUGAAAAUGUACAUUGGAUUUAUUAGAUUUCCCAUAUUAUUAAUUAUAUGGUUUUGGGCACACAAAGCGGGCUAGACCCAAUACAAUAAAUAGAGCCCAAUACAACAACAUAGCAUACCGUCAGGCCGAAGACGACCCCCGUUUACUAAUCCACAUCCUGGGACCCAAUCAAGGCGUCUUGCAUCU